Naegleria fowleri is the source of this 2220-nucleotide messenger RNA. RefSeq lists its product as uncharacterized. The record is from RefSeq and is a predicted model, not a curated record. The transcript has a single exon. Bases 1 to 2220 code for a protein of 739 amino acids. Lineage: Eukaryota; Heterolobosea; Eutetramitea; Acrasida; Naegleriidae.
AUGUCGAAUAACAACAACAACAACAAGAAUUGUUCAGAUAUUGCCCAACAACAAGUUGCAACAACAAGAACCACCAAUUCCGCACCACAAAACUCUUCCUCCUCUUCCGUUCAACAACAAGUUGAGAAUCCUCGCCAAAUGCUCGUUACUGGAUCAGCUGGCUUUAUCGGAUAUCAUCUUGCAUUGAAAUUGGCAACUGAAGAAUUCAACUAUUGGAGCCAGCUCAUGGAUGAUGGUAAAUUCAAUCAUCACCAUCCGAAUGAAUUGACUCACAAGAGUGUCAUUAUUGGUAUCGACAAUUUUAACGAUUACUACUCCACUGAUUUAAAGUACAUGAGAAGAAAAAUGUUACAAGAUGCCAUUGCCAACUUCAAUGAGAAACUUUCCCAAAAGUCUUCUAAUUUUGGAGAGUCAUCAGAAGACAACACAAAUUUCAUCCAUUUUGAACUCAUUGAGGGUGAUGUUUGUGAUACGACCUUGUUACAAUCCAUUUUUGCUCGUUUUAAAUUCACUCACAUUCUCCACAUGGCUGCUCAAGCUGGUGUUAGAUAUUCCAUUGAGAAUCCACAAACUUAUAUUCGCAAUAAUAUCUUGUGUCAAAUUGAGCUCCUUGAAGUUGCUGUCAAGCAUCAAAAAGACGAACCACCUGUAUUUAUUUAUGCCUCCUCUAGCUCAGUUUAUGGAAACAUUCAAGAGUUUGAUCCUUCUCCUUUCCAUGAAGGAAUGAAUGUAAAUAAGCCUUCUAAUGUUUAUAGUGCAUCCAAAAUAGCUCAAGAACUCUUUGCUGAAACUUACAAUUACUUGUACAAUGUACCUGUGAUUGGUCUUCGCUUCUUUACCGUCUAUGGUGAAGCAGGAAGACUUGAUAUGGCUCUCUUCAAAUGGGUCGAUCAAAUUGUGAAAGGACAACCCAUCACUCUUUACACAACGGAUAACAAUAAGGAAUUGAUGAGAGAUUUUACCUAUGUUGAAGAUAUUGUUCAUGGUAUUGUGAACUCGAUGAAAUAUGGAGAACGUGUGAGAAGAGAAGAAGGGCGUGCUGUUCAUGAUGUAUUCAAUUUGGGAAACAACAAACCAGAGAGAGUUGUGGACUUGAUUAAAUACAUUGAGACUGCAUUGGAUAAGAAAGCCAUUAUUACACUUUCUAAAAAACCACCAACAGACAUGACCAUGACAUAUGCUGAUAUAACUCACAGUCAAAAAUUGUUGAACUAUGAACCAAAGACCAAACUCCAAGUUGGCGUUCAAAAGUUUGUCAAAUGGUAUCUUGACCAUUAUCACUUCUCCAAGAAGAGUGAAACUGAUAAUGUCAUCUUUACGACCUACUUUGUGACGAAAGGACAUCCUGAGAGAGAUGAACACUAUCAUGACGCAUGCUUUGAACCCAUGAAAGAGUGGUACGACUCUGUUCACAAGCACAACUUGAGAGCAGUCAUUUUCUAUGAUGAUGCUAAACUCUAUAACAAGUGCCGAUUUGACAAAUUGACCAGUUACAAUGUGAAAUUUGAACUCGUUCAGCUCGGAAAUCGUUCCACUAAUGACGAAAGAUUCUUUGUGUAUGAACAGUACCUUAAGAGAGCUCAACAACGAUCUACGACAGGUCUCAACCUCGUCCCAAAGAGAAUUCUCAUGACUGAUCUUUUCGACAUUCGAUUCAACAGAGAUCCAUUCGAAUACAUGGCUUCCUUUGACACACCAUGUCUGCCUGACAACCAGAAAGAUAGUCCUUCCUCCUCCAAGUUCAUCAGUGACAAACUCUUUAUUGGUUCCGAACCCACUACCAUUCGUUCCUCGAUUUGGGCUCAGCAAAAACUCGCCCAAUGUGGAAUCACCAUUGACCAAACAAGAGGAACUUUUUAUUACAACGCCUCCCUUCCAGCUCCAUUCAACACUCUUUCUCAUAAGGAAACUUCUCUAGAUUCCAUUCUCCUUAAUCCAGGAAUUGUCGGUGGCUCCAGUGAAACUGUCUUUCGAUUGUUGUCCAUCUACAAUGAAUUCCUAAAAGCUUCUCCUGUACAGGCCAACUGCAACACUCCUGUUUUUAACAUGCUCAUGUAUCAACAUGAAGAAUUUCAAAACAAUCAAUUCCGAAGUGAAGAGGGUGACAACAUGAUGACAGCAUCAUCCAGUGACCAUUUACGUUACAUUACUGGUCAACCCUUGCAUACUGUGUUUAAGGCCUUUGACCUCUCCGACACCUUUUACAUUAAACACAAAUAG